AUGGCCCCGAGACUUCUCCUGGCCUUUGUCCUCUGCACCACCCGUUUGCCCUGCUGUGGGGAAGCAGUGCCCAUCCAGCCCUGGGUGCAGUGCUGGUCCUCUCGGUACCCGAUCGCUGUGGACUGCGUGUGGACGGCACCCCAGACUGCAAACAGCACCGGACGCACAUCCUUCAUUGCUACCUACAGGCUCGGGGUGGCAGCCCAGGGGGAGAGCCGGCCCUGCCUGCACCCCUCGCCCGAGUCCAGGCACUGCACCAUCCCGGAAGUCCUGCUCUUCUCCAUGCUGCCCUACGUGCUCAAUGUCACCGCCAUCCACCCCACGGGCGUCAGCAGCACCUUCCUGCCCUUUGUCCCCGAGCACGUCAUUAAACCAGACCCUCCAGAAAGUGUGACACUGAGCCCCCUUCCUGGGCAGCGGCUGGGGGUGCAGUGGAAGCCGCCCGGCUCCUGGCCCUUCCCAGAAAUCUUCUCCCUUAAGUACCGGAUUCGCUACAAGCGUCACGGAGCUGCUCACUUCCGCCAGGUUGGCCCCACGGAAGCCACAUCGUUUGUCCUCAGGGCUGUAAGGCCCCACAGCAGAUACUGCGUUCAGGUGUCAGCCCAGGAGCUCACCGGUUCUGGGCAGCCAAGUGACUGGAGUGUGUCUGCCAUCACAGCCGGGACCCCGGUUGGGGAGCGCAGAGCCAGCACCCCCAAAGAAGAGCUGUGUCCCUGAGUUCCAGGCACUCUGCUUCCGAUCACUCACUCAAGGGUGGGCUCCCCGACAGGGUUGGUGGCCUUGUGACUUGCCUCUCUGAACCUCAGUCUCUAAUCACUGGGGUGGGGGACUUUGUCUCUGGAUCAACGGGAGGUCUGGGUAAGUGAAUGAAAAAAGCAGUUCUUCACUUUGUUGUUUGGGGGCCACACUCUGCUUUGCUCAGGGCUCCCUCCAGGCUCUGUGGUCCUUGGGGGCCAUAGCCAUAGCAUAACAGGUGGCAUUGCCUUGCAAGUGGCAGACUCAGGUUUGAUCCCUGGAAACCUCAGAUGGCCCCUGGAGCCCCACGAGAAGUGAUCCCUGAACACAGGGCCAGGGAUCAGGCCUUGGGACUGCUGGGUGUGGCCCAAAAGACAAACUGAAAAAUAAAGCCACAUAUUCCUUCCUGGGCCAGCCCAAUGUGAAUGUCUUGAGGAGAGUCCUGUUUUCUUUUCUUCCCCCACCCUUUAAUUUUUAAUUCCUUAAUAAAAUCUUCCACUACCCUG
Messenger RNA from Sorex araneus (European shrew), 1241 nucleotides. It is a transcript of the gene EBI3, whose product is annotated as Epstein-Barr virus induced 3. Gene Ontology annotation, biological process: cytokine-mediated signaling pathway. The transcript has 5 exons. The coding region runs from base 1 to 717 and encodes 238 amino acids. NCBI's taxonomy places the organism in Eukaryota, Metazoa, Chordata, Mammalia, Eulipotyphla, Soricidae. Gene Ontology annotation, cellular component: external side of plasma membrane; membrane. Gene Ontology annotation, molecular function: protein binding; cytokine receptor activity. The record is from RefSeq and is a predicted model, not a curated record.